AUGCGACAGUGGAGCGUCCCCGUUGCGACCCCACGCUCCGAGCCACUCCCGGGCUGCCUCUCCGUAUCUCCCCCUCCCGCAGAGACCACAAUGGAAUGCUGUGAAGUGGAACCCCGUUACACCAUCGAACAGAUCGACCUCCUGCAGCGCCUCCGUCUCUCCGGCAUGACCAAGCCCCAGAUCAUCCACGCCCUGGAGUCUUUAGAGCGGCUGGACCCGGACACACGCCCCGCCCACUGCGACGCAAACCCCGCCCCCUCCCAAAACAACAACAACAACAACAACAGCAGCGGCCACACCACGUCCUCGUCCUCCUCCGCCUCAUCGCUCUCCCUGGCCUCCGCCACCACCCAAACCUCGGGCCUGGACGGAGCGGCCUUGUCCCCGAGCAACAGUUACGAAGCCUCGCCCCCGCCGCUCUACCCCCCGACGGUGGCGGUGCAGAGGUCGUUCAGUUACGAUAUGUUGGGGGAGGAGGAGUGGGACCUGGAGGAGAAAGUGGAGGAGUAUAUGAGAAGGGACAGCAACCUGGUGAAAGAGGAGAUCAAAGCUUUCCUCAACAACCGCAGAAUCUCUCAGGCAAUAGUCGGACAAGUGACCGGCAUCAGCCAGAGUUACAUCUCUCAGUGGCUUCUGCAGCAGGGCCUGGAGAUGAGCGACUCCAAGCGCAGAGCCUUUUACCGCUGGUACCUGCUGGAGAGGAACAACCCAGGGCUGAGAUGGAGUGAAAACCAGCACAGCGUGAGUCCCACGGCCAGGGGCAGGGGAGGAGACAGCACCCCCCAGCUCCUCCCCAACCCCAACACCACCCUGAACCCCAACGCCACCCCGGUGUGGAGCAGGCAGAGGGAGCUGCUGAUGCACCUGCUGCCCUGGUACACUGCUGCUGCUGCCUCACAGACUCACACAGGGGCCACCUUAUCCAUGCGCUCUAUGGUGAAAGAGGAGCCCGACUGGAGGUCAGGCAUCAUGACUGGGGAGAGGAACGGGAUAGUGGGCGGUCCCCUCAGGCUGCGCAGAGGGAGCAGGUUCACCUGGAGAAAAGAGUGCCAAUCCAUUAUGGAGAGUUUCUUCAUCGAGAAUCAGUACCCAGACGAGGCCAAGCGUGAGGAGAUCGCCAACACCUGUAAUUCCGUCAUCCAAAAACCAGGUUGUAAGCUGUCUGAGUUUGAACGUGUGACUGCACUAAAGGUUUACAACUGGUUCGCCAACCGUCGAAAGGAGAUGAAGAGGAGAGCCAAUAUUGAAGCUGCCAUUUUGGAAAGUCAUGGAAUUGAGGUGCCAAGUCCCAGCUGCCAUUCUAAUGGAGAGGAGGUGGAGAUGCACGAGUUUGCUGAUCAGGUGAACCACCGCUUCGCAGAGCAAAUCAUUCAUGCGGACGGCUCCGUCCAGAGGAUGGGGGACCAACCGGACUCUGCACUCACUGGGACGGAGGCUGCCUCUCUGCCAAGCCCCGCCUCUCAGGCUCAGGAGCAGAAAGAGGACCACCCCAAAAGGGAGACCACGGUGGAGGAUGAGUGA
Molecule: messenger RNA, 1521 nt
Organism: Knipowitschia caucasica
Lineage: Eukaryota; Metazoa; Chordata; Actinopteri; Gobiiformes; Gobiidae
Source: the annotation of a GenBank genome assembly